GCGGGGUUUGCCUCGAGGGCUUCUUUGAUCUACAUCAUUAUGGAAUCAUCCAUUGACUGGUGUGAAGCAAACUAUGCUUUCUCGCCCUAUAUUGCUGAAUUCUGGAACUCCAUUUCCUCCAUCGCCAUGAUACUUCUUGGAGAGAUCAGAUUCUACAAGAUAGCGUCAAAGCAGUUUCGAUUUGUAUUUCAUCUUAUUACGGCUGUUGGGAUUGGCAGCUUCUUGUUCCACGCAACACUGAAUAGAUACACUCAAGCUAUGGAUGAAGUGCCCAUGGUCUGGGCUGCAAUCGCUUUAUUUUUCAUCAUGUUGGAAACACGAUUUGGCCCAAUGCCAAAGGUAGCAGUUGGAUUUACACUCUAUGCCAUAUUUGCUACCAUCAUGGUAGUUGCUCCGGCAAGUCAGUACCAAUUCUAUGUAUUUCAUGGUACAUUUGGGUCUUUAGAAGUCAUCUCCAUUAUCAUGAUUUGGACUAUCUAUCGAGCAAAGAAGACCAAGAUUCCAGGUUUGGAGACUUUGUUCAAAAGAGGUAUAUCCAUAUAUGCCCUGGCCGUAGUCUGUUGGAUGGUGGAUCUUCAUUUUUGCAACUGGCUAUCCUCGCUGCCCGUCAAUCCUCAGCUCCAUGCUUUCUGGCACAUUUUUGCUUCAAUUGGCUUAUUGCACCUGUUUUCCAUCGUCUAUGUAGAUCGUCUAGAAAAAGAGGGCAGCGCACCUUAUGUUUCUUAUAGAUAUGCUUGUAUUCCUGUAGUAAAUUAUAAAGCUGACUGAUGGCGCUGAAAGUCGCACGCAGUCUCGCCAAAAAAAUUAGUCGUCAUCAAGCGUCUUUUGGAAUGCGAUACCCGACAAAAAUCACAGUUUCUUAUGGAGGUAUAUGAUUCUCAGCUCAUUCUUUAAUAAAAUCAGAAUUUGUUUCAGUCG
Molecule: messenger RNA, 918 nt
Organism: Umbelopsis ramanniana AG
Lineage: Eukaryota; Fungi; Mucoromycota; Umbelopsidomycetes; Umbelopsidales; Umbelopsidaceae
Exons: 4
Coding region: 40-768 (242 amino acids)
Biological process (GO): ceramide biosynthetic process; ceramide catabolic process
Cellular component (GO): endoplasmic reticulum membrane
Source: RefSeq, a predicted model, not a curated record